Molecule: messenger RNA, 1730 nt
Organism: Labrus bergylta (ballan wrasse)
Lineage: Eukaryota; Metazoa; Chordata; Actinopteri; Labriformes; Labridae
Gene: pax4
Product: paired box 4
Biological process (GO): anatomical structure development; regulation of transcription by RNA polymerase II
Molecular function (GO): DNA-binding transcription factor activity, RNA polymerase II-specific; RNA polymerase II cis-regulatory region sequence-specific DNA binding
Source: RefSeq, a predicted model, not a curated record
UUGAGGUCUGCAGAUCUAUAAAUUUGUGCUGAGGGGCGUGAUUCCCUUCAUUGUCACUCCCCACGGAUACGCAGUUACCUGGACAAUUUUAAAACCACAAGGUGCAUUUUCAAGAUACAUCAUUUUCGGGGUUUUUUUCAUCAUCAAGACUUGGAGCAAUAAGCUAUGUGUGGAGCAAACGUUGAUCUGCCAAAUCAAGGUUGUGGAACUGUAAACCAGCUUGGAGGGAUGUUUCUCAACGGCAGACCUCUCCCAGAAUCCAAGAGGAGGAAGAUGAUUGAACUGGCCUCAGAGGGAGUCCGUCCGAGUCAGAUCUCCAGGAUACUGCGAGUGUCUAAUGGCUGCGUCAGUAAGAUCCUGAGCCGGUACAGACGCACGGGUCUCCUGGAGCCAAAGACCAUCGGUGGGAGCAGGCCUCGGCUUCUCACCCCGGGUGUCAUCUCCACAAUCAUCCAGUGCAAAAGGGAAAAUCCAACUAUUUUCGCUUGGGAGAUCCGAAAACGUCUCGCAGAAGCCCGGAUAUGCAAGGCCUCCAAAGUCCCCAGCGUGUCGUCUAUUAAUCGGAUUUUGAGAAAGAUCCACUUGGAUCACGGACCGAUGUGCAUGGAGAGCAACGCGCAGAACAGGACUGGGCAGGAUUUUGAUUCUUUCAUCCAGGAAGAACUGAAUGAGAUACAGAUGUUUCAGACAAUUUGCAGCAAUGACCAAAACCCUAAAUCUGUCCACCAUCGCAACCGCACCACCUUUACCCCUGAGCAGAGUACUGCACUCGAGCAAGAAUUCUCUCACAGCCAGUAUGCAGAUCUGUACAUGAGAGAGAAACUAUCAGUUGAGAUCAGAGUUCCUGAGGACACCAUCAAGGUCUGGUUUUCAAACAGACGGGCUAAAUGGAGGAGGGAGGCCAAACACAGGAGCAGCACGCAGACUUCAGAUCUUCAGAAACAAAAAGUUUUUGCUCCUGUGACUCCAUCAACGCAACACAGCGUCACAUCUCAACAGGCAACAGGAGUGUCGAGACUCUACGGUGAAAACUCAGCGGCCUCCUCUUCAUACAACACAGCUGCCGGGAGGCGCAUGAAUAGUUUCUCCUUUAAGACACACACAGAUAUAGGACAGUGUGAACAUCUAGUUUCAGUCCCACCUGCGUCCCUCCACCAGUCGAACAACAUGAUGGUCCCCCCAAGGCCAGAAAAGACUCCAUUGUACCUCCACAGUGAUAGAUACAAUUUCCCAUUGGUUCACCAUCACACAGCUUCAAGGACAUCCCUGCCUUUACCCACUGAGACAAUAAGAAUAGAACAUCCUGUGAUGCAGUGCUGGAACCAGAAGGGAGCUUCUUUCACAUGGAACCAGUUCAACCAGCCGCCCUGGACCCUUAAUCCACGUACCUAUCUGGAGUAAAUGAUCACCCUAUUUCUAUCAUUAGUAAACAGAAAAACAAGAAAUAUUGUAGAUUUUUUAUCUGGAUAUUGUCACCUGUAAUGUUUACGUCACAUUGCCUUCAAAGAGUCCAAGACAUAAAGUAGCAUUCUUGCAAACUCAGCUAUGUUAACAUGUCUUUUGUUAAUUUAUGUUUGCUGUCCCUUUAAAAAAAAAAAAGUUUUAUGUACAGGAUUGAAUUGCAUUUCUUAUUGGAGCACAAGCAAAGGCUGUAUUUUGAAUGCAACUCAAUCUCCUGACUGGAGUGACACUUUUUGACCAGCAGAGGGCGACAGAGAUCAGGAGUUGCA